GCAAGGGUCAGGCAGUGAGUGGUCAGUACCGUAUGCUGGCCAAGAACGGCGGCUACGUCUGGGUGGAGACUCAGGGAACCGUCAUUUACAACAGCCGUAACUCUCAAGCUCAGUGCAUCAUGUGCAUCAACUACGUCCUGAGUGACGUGGAGGAGAAGUCAGUCAUUUUCUCCUUGGAGCAGACAGAGGCACUGUUCAAGCCGCCAAAUAUGAGCAGCUUCUUCACCACUGAAGGAGCCAGCAAGAACGCAGAAUCAGGAGCUUCUCUCUACAAGAAGUUCAAGACAGAGCCGGAAGAUUUGGCUCAACUGGCUCCGACUCCUGGAGACACCAUCAUCUCCCUCGACUUUGGUUGCACUGAGUUUGAGGAGUCCCAGCAGCCAGCGUCUUUCACCCCAGUGUCUUCUUCGCCCAUGCCCCCUCCUUUAUGUUGGACAAUCGAGAGCCAAAAGCCGGCUCCUGUGGCCACAGCUCAGACCCUGGCUCCAGAUCCUGGGGACGCACCUAACAGAGCUGGGGCAUUCACUGUGCAGCAGAAACCUCCACCGGGCAGCGCCACCCCGAGCCUCAGCAGCUGCUCCACGCCCAGCAGCCCAGGUGAUUACUACAGUUCAGUGGAGAGUGACCUGAGGGUGGAGCUCACUGAGAAGCUGUUUGCUCUGGAGACUGAGGGAAAUGACAGCACUGCACACACAGAGGAGGAUUUGAGUGACUUGGAUUUGGAGACUCUGGCUCCUUACAUCCCGAUGGACGGAGAGGACUUCCAACUCAAUCCGAUCAUUUCGGAGUCGGAGCCCCUGAAAGCGGCUCAAGUGGGGUCCCUAGGUAGUCUGAGCAACCUCAACAUUCACCAGAGCUGCAACAAUGUAGCCAGCCUCUUCCAGCCACUCACCGGCCCCCCUCAGCCUCAGAACCGCUACCAGCCGCAACCGCAAGCAUCCUGGGCCACGGGUGGGAGGAGAAGCUCCAACCCGGGCGCCAUGGAAAUGCGACAGAGGUUGUGCAUGAUGCCCCCGAUACGGAACCCCCCUUUCCAAGGCCUGGCUGGCACACCGUUGUCUUCCAUGCAGUGGCCUCCGGACCCAAUAAUAACCUACCAACAGCGGCAACGUCCGCCAAAGGCCUGUCUGAUUGACGACAUGUCGGGCGAAGAGCACCCGUCCUGCCAGCAGAACACAUCACAUCUAGUGCACAAACAGAGGUCCAUUGAUAAUUUUGUGCAAGCCUACAAAGAACUGGAUCCAGCAAGAGUGGCCAUGAAUAACAGCAUCAAGCGUACCUUCAACCAGAUGGCACUGGGUGAAAGAAAGCUGACUGAUGCCAUAUGGAAGAAGAUGAGGGGCGAUGGCUGCAUGGACCGCUCCCUCAGUGUGGGGUCACUCACAGAGUCGGCGACGAUGGGCCGGAUGAUUCCAGGCAUCGGGCCCCCAUUCCCCGCCUCGCUGCAACAACACAGGACGUCACGGUAUCCAGGGGACGGGAUUAGUGGGCCAAACGAUAAACCCUUUUCCAGAAAGAGUUGCAGCUACACGGAGUAUAACCUGAUUUCUUCAGGCAUAGCAAGUCGUUUGCUGGGUCCUUCGUUUGAGCCCUCCUGCUUGCCGCAGCUGACCCGCUAUGACUGCGAGGUCAACGUCCCACUGCAGGGCAACCUCCACCUCCUCCAGGGCUGUGACCUGCUGCGAGCCCUGGACCAGAGCACCUAAAGCCCGCUGCCUUUCACCGACUCAAACCCACUUUAGAGCCUGAAUAUCACCCCUGAGCCUCAGCCCGCAGUCUGUUACUUCUGCCUGUUCUCUGCCUCUAAACCUCUUGGGGCCGACUUCAGAGCCCUGAGACGAAGCUACUUGUAGAGCACAGUAUCCAUGACCACAUCCUGCCUUACUCAGCCCCACACUCUUCUUCCUGCCCUGCCUCUAGUUCUCAGCAUAAACUAAAGCAUGCAGUAUAAUACCAGGCUCAAGCUACAUUUAUGUUUUUUUCACCCUAAAAUACUGCGGUAUAAACCAGGUGCAGGUUGAGUGGAAGAGUAACCAACCAACAUCAAACAGGUCAGCAUGGAGAGGAGAAAAAGGUCAAUGCUGGUAUUUAACAGAUUAUAUCAUGUUGCUCUCACUUGUGUUAUGUAUUAAACUUUUGUCAGGAUGUCUGGAGCUGCAGCUGCAGUCCCAGGCCUUGUAGCUUUGAGGAGAACAUAUUCUACCUACCCAUCAGCACACACAUUGUGCUCUUUUGUUGUUUUUGUUUACCAACUUUAGCCUUUCUCAUCAGCUCGCAUCAUCUUCGACCUGAGGCAUCGUAACACAAACUGGUCACAGCAUUAGACCUACUUUAUAUUUUUUACUUUAGCCUUCAUCGGUCUGUACUGACAUGAUUCCUUCUGCUUUUAUUAACCAAACUGAAUUGAUGCAACACUGCUGUAUUAAGACUAGCCUUCUCGUGUAUUUUGGGUCCUUACUCAGUCAGCUAGUAGAUUCUUCUGUUUGUUUCUCAUAGUGGUAUAACAUGUACUCCUGUGUAAGUUAAAUAUAAGACAUUUCUGUCUUAAAUCAGAUUAUUUUGAAUGUGUCUGUGUUAAUCUAUAAUAACAUCCUAUAUGACAACAGGGUAUUUCUUUCUUAUUGUGCCGAUUUUAUUCACCAAACUUUCAACUUGCACAUAAUAAUUGGAUUUGCACACAUUUUUAUAUGAGAUAAAAAAGCAGCAGUGGUGUGCACAGAUGACUGGGGAGGGCGGAGAAAUACAGAUCUGUUAUUAUAUUUCAUGGUUCUAGAGUAAUUAAAUCCAUAUGGUUUUAAUUCCAUUACAAAUCAGAGAUUUGUUCCUAAUUUCCGAUGUCUAGUUUUGUUUGUUCAUAAACCUUUCGUUGCUAGCGGAGCAGAGAUAACAUACCAAAACUGAGUUUUUAUUUUAAAUUAAGACAAAAUGAUAAAACAGCUUCUAGCACUUUGUGUUUGCUAUGAUGGCUGCUUGCAUUACAUAGCUAGCUAGCUAGUUAGCUCUUAUUUCAUCGCUUGGUCAAUUGACUCCGGGUUAGUUCGUUCAUUCAAAAGUCCCAGAUGGUUGUUGUAGCAGCCUGUAUGAACAGUCGAUAUGUCUUGGUAUAAAAUAUGGUUUUCUUUCUAGAAGCUUCUGACGUCACUGAGUUUGUCUGUUAGCUGUAUACUUACUGAUCUGAUAAAUGUCCUUUUUUUAUUUUAUUCCAAGCUAUUCAUCACUCGAAGUUAAUCAAUAUAAAAUUGUACAAUAGCAGUCGAUUUGUCUGUGCAUCUCUUGCUACUAGUUUCCAAUUCAAGACUGACUUAAUAUAUAUUUUUUAAAUCCCUUGACUGAAAAAAAAUCAGUAAGUAAUCAUUUUCAAGGAAUACAUAAGUAUAACUUUUUAGUUUUUCUUUUCCAAAUACUGAAGAAGAAAUGAACAAAUACAAUGGUGGAAAGGGCAAUUUUCAGUAUGGGGAAAAGGUAUAAAUAAAAGGAAUUUGAGAUUGUAAGAGAGGUUUAAAGAUUGAGAUUUAAAGGUGUUUUUGACAAUCACUCAGGUUAAUCAGAGGGCGUGUGGAGGGACUGAAAUGGGCAUCUUGGCCAAUCAGGACGGCACUUUAACUAUGUAGAAAUGUUUGAGGGUUUUAUGGGUUCGGCUUGUAGAAAAAAAGUCAUACAGUUUCAGUCGCCUCUUUAGAGUACUGAGGUCAGCCCAUGCUUCUGUGCUCACCGCUGUGCAAACUGGACAGAGGAAGAAGAAAGUCACAAAUUUUUCACAUUAAAAGUGAACGUUGUAUAAAAGCAGCACCCUGUGAAAGCAGAGUUUAUAUACUUUACAGUUAUCAGACAAGGCCAGUUCCUGUUUUAUUCUCACCAGAGUGGCUUGCCAACACCAGAGAGCUUUGUUACAGAAUAUUAUUCCUCAUAAAUUUAUUUCCUCCCUGACAAUGUCAGUAUGCCUUCAGUGAAACUUAUUUCUCUCCUUUUUUCCGUAUUUUUCUGCGUCUCGCUGUCUGUUUCCGAAGCUAAUGUCUUUGUGUGGUGACCACUUUUAAAGUAUAGAAAUUAUACACAUACAUGUUAUGUAUUUAAAAUCAGAACUAAUGUUGAACAUGGUGUUUUUAGUGUU
This is a messenger RNA of Poecilia reticulata (guppy), 4111 nucleotides long. The record is from RefSeq and is a predicted model, not a curated record. Lineage: Eukaryota; Metazoa; Chordata; Actinopteri; Cyprinodontiformes; Poeciliidae.